CUGGUCACAAGAUUUGUCUGUAGUAGAAGGUAAGUAAAACAUUGGAGUAGCCUCUUCAAUAAAUAUUUUAUUUCAGUACCUAAUUAUCAAUAAAUUAACUUUCAACUUUUAUGUGUUACUAUCAUAUUAUGCUUUACUAUUAAUUAUUUCACAGUGGGACUCCUAUUUGGUCAAAUACCAUUUAAUUGUACAUAUCACAGUUUUAAUUUCUUCUCCAUUAUGACAUUACUCAGUUCCUCCAAGCUUUUAAAUACAUGGUGCUGCAAGGGCUCAGAACCUUUAUCCAGGUCGGGAUUGAUCAGGACAGCGUGCCAGCCAGCAGCCCGGGCCCCUUGAUAAUCUUUCACAAUGUCAUCUCCUAUGUGUAGUGCUUCAGGUGGUGUUACGGGCACCCUGCACUUUCCAAUAGCACACUUGAAAAUCCUCUCAUCAGGUUUGCUGUAUCCAAUCUCAUAUGAUGUCACUAUGAAAUCAAAAUAUUUUUUCAAGCUAACAUUGUUCAGUAUAUCAUUAAGACGAGGGUCAAAAUUUGAUAUAACCCCAAUUUGUAUUCCCAGAUUCUUGAAGUGAUGCAUUAGUUUUUCUCCACCAGAGGCACUCUGCCAACAUCUGUCUGUUCUAAAUUCUUCAAUGAGCUCGUGAGCAACGGUUGCCACAUCCGUGCCACUAGGAAGGUGGUCUUUCAAAGUCAUGCUAACUACUUGGGUCCACCAUUCUUCCCAUUCAAUGCCUUUUUUUCCAAAGUUGGGAUGUUUUUCCCACAUAUGGUUGAAGCUUUUUUUGAACCUCGUUUUGAUUUGAUCGUCAGGGCCGUUGAAACCGUAGUCCUUGGCGACCUUAGCGUAAUACUGCCAGGCAGGCACUUUGAACUGUAGUAGAGUGUUGGUAACAUCAAAUGUUACUAGCUUGAUGGCCCUUAAACUCAUUAUGUAACUAAUCUCAAUAUUCUAUGUGUAGCACAAUUAAUUCUAAAUCUCACAUGUGUAUUACGAAUCUAUUAUUUAUUAUUUACUUGUAAUGUUUGUUUGUAUUUUUGUUACUUUUCGUGUUUUGACGUAUUACUUUGCCAAGAUAACAAAUGACAAGUGACAAGUCCUAUUUCUAACAAACUUUAAUUUAAUGUGUUACUCAGUUCCCAACAGAAACAAAUAUAUACAAUGAAAAAUGGUUGUCCAAAUAUUAUCAUGGCAUUGUAUGUUUUGUGUGAUAUAUAUGUGAAAACUUAUGUGUACUUUACACAUAAGUUAUACCACGAAACAAACUUAAAAGUACAUUUACAAAAUUCGUUUCGUGCGACGAACUAUUUAUCAAUGUCAGUGUAUAACCUGACUUUGACAUUGGCUUUUGACAUGAUACUUUCAGUCAGUCAGGUUUUAUACGAGUAACCAAAUCUUAUACUGUUGAACCAAACUAUACCAAACAUUGAGCAAUAACAGGUUAAGUGAAUAUAAUUCUACCAAAUAGAUUUUUAUACUGAAGCUAAAGUAUUUGAAAACAGUGCAAAAAGGUGUGAAGUUUAUCCAGAAACAAUGGUGUACAUCAAGGGAGAUGGGACAGUAGUGGAGCGUACUCCCUUCAGCUUGUUUGGGUGGUUCUGGGGCAUUGUCAACUUUAUUUUUUUAUUGUUCCAGACCCUGAUCAACCCUAACUACAGCAAGCAUGGAGACAAGUAUGUGAGAGACUUCAGGCCACCGGGCAGUGGGCCUCCAAAACCACCAUCGAGGAAGUUUGGCGGCUUCGGACCCUCAGGCUCAGGUCCUUCCCCACCUCCAAUGGGAGGCUGUGGCUGUGGGUAACUCCAACAACACUAUUCAUGCCUGUAUCCAAGUAAUUGUAACUUUAAUGAAUAAUGGCUUCUAGGUUAACAAUUUAAAUGUUUGCCCAUCUUGUAGAUUCUGGACUUGUUACAUUCUGUAACAAAAUCUAAAGGACAUUUUGCUACAAUACUUACAUAAUUUACAGUAAAAAUAAGCAAUUCAACAGUAUGUCCUUUGAAUUUGGACUUCAGAUAACUUUGUAGAUUCACAAUCAUAAACAGGCCCCAGUUUGUUCUAUGUGCAAUAGUGCGUCCCGUGAAGAUACAUAGAUCUGAGUAGGAAACCAUUGUAUCUUCUAUAAAUAUUCCACAUUUAUUAUCUCCUAGAUUACGAUAAUUUAGCUUUACUAAAAUACUUAAUGAUUCCUAAAGAUAAUUUUUAAUUGUAUAAGAAAUGAAAUUUUAUGUUACAAAUAAUAGCGAGCUAACUUAAUUAGUUAUUUUUAUAAUGGAAAUUAAAUCUAUUUUUGUCGUGGUCAUAAUUUUAUUAAUCGCGAUGGCAUUUCAUGGAACUUGUUAAUAAAAUAAUCCUCCUAAAUUUACCAAAUUUAUUCUAGAAAUUUUAUUUUAGUUUUCAUAAAUAAAACACAGUUUGCAUCAGAUAACUUGUUUAUUAACACCACACAACUAUUGUAUAGAUGUAAAACUAAAUAAAUAACAUUAACUAUAAACAAAUGGUCUAUUUUAUUCCUUAAAUAUUUCAUGGCGAUUGGUAAACUAAAACAAAUCAAUACUCUGAUUUGUUUUGUUAUGUAGGUAUGUAGGCAAACCAUAUUUCCGACAUAAAUGAAACAUAUUUUGUUGUUACGCGUCAAGUGUACCAACUUUUAACAAUUUAUAUAACAUAGCUACAGAAUCUUUUAAUCUAGUUCACCUACGGCUUAUUCUCAUGGUAUGCAUUGGCAAUCAAUAGCUUAAAAACAAAAUUAUCUUACAUUUAUCAAAAACUGUUACAACUUACUGGAUAUCGCAAGAUAGGCAAGUAUCUAUAUUUAUACAUUUGCAGGAAAUCUAGCUAACUAACUAUAUCACACAAUUGUUCUAUUAGUGCCUAUGUAGGUACUCAAACAUUACUAUUAUAUUUAACAUAUGUGUAAGAAUAACACAAACGGACGGACAGUUGUACUAAAGUUAUUAUACAA
Spodoptera exigua (beet armyworm) is the source of this 2958-nucleotide messenger RNA. Lineage: Eukaryota; Metazoa; Arthropoda; Insecta; Lepidoptera; Noctuidae. The record is from the annotation of a GenBank genome assembly.